AUCGACCAUGGUAGACUUCUCAACACAAUUCAAUGUGGACGUAAACUGGGUAGUGCACCAUUAUUGGUCGGUUCUCGUCCGCCUCCUAACGAUUCAUUGUGGACUCGCAUUAGGGAUCAAGCAACGAAAAUAAUUAUGGCCAAUGAUCCUGGUGUUUUAGUUUUGAUUGCCGGUGACAGGGAUUAUAGACCUUUAGUAAAACUAGCACUGCAACACAAUUGGCUUGUGGAGACAUGGUUUUGGAGUUCAGGAGUUUCCAGUUUUCUCAAGUCAGAUACGAUUUUUCGAUCUUUGGAUAAUUGUUAUCGUACCUUCUCAUAUGGAUUAGGUCCUGUUCUUAUUGAGAAAUACCACGUUCUUGAGGUUACUGAUAUUAACGCUAUUCAAAAUUUGAAGAACGAAGAUGUACUGGAAUGGUUUAAUAAUUUAAAAUAG
This is a messenger RNA of Acaulospora colombiana, 435 nucleotides long. The record is from the annotation of a GenBank genome assembly. Lineage: Eukaryota; Fungi; Glomeromycota; Glomeromycetes; Diversisporales; Acaulosporaceae.